Molecule: messenger RNA, 1044 nt
Organism: Orbilia oligospora ATCC 24927
Lineage: Eukaryota; Fungi; Ascomycota; Orbiliomycetes; Orbiliales; Orbiliaceae
Exons: 2
Coding region: 1-1044 (347 amino acids)
Cellular component (GO): nucleus; cytoplasm
Molecular function (GO): sequence-specific DNA binding; RNA binding; RNA endonuclease activity
Source: RefSeq, a predicted model, not a curated record
AUGCCACCAACAGGAAGUAAACGACCGUUCUCCGGCUCCGGUUCCGGGCCCCAUCGUACCGGCCCAAGGCCUCAAUCCCACAAUCCCCAACAGCUGCAACAACCAGCUCCAACAGGUCCCUACAUCUCGAUGUUUACAGAAUUCCGUAACGAACUAGACGAACACCAAGACCGUCGAGAACGGAUCAUAAAAGCUAGUCGUGACAUUACAGCUGCUAGUAAGAAGAUUAUCUUCUCCCUCCAGCGUCUCCGCCCUACAACAUUACCACUCACCACUUCACUCCCCCAAAACAUCAACAAUGAGAUCUUACAAUACGAAUCUAAAAUCCAAGAUCUUCUGGCAUCGAUAAUUCCCGAUCUUCAGGGUCUGGACGGUCCCAGGUGGCAACGACAGAUCUCGCCGGGAUUACAAGAAUACAUUGAAGCCAUCGGAUUCCGUCAUUAUCUUCUUAAAAGAAAGGUUAUGGAAUGGGAGGAGGCGGAUUGGUAUGUCAGCGGGCUACACGGCGAUGAAAUUCUGGGAAGGAAGAAAAAGAGUGAGGAAGUGAAGGAAGAUGUGGAGAUGAUUGAUGUUGUUUCGACGCAGCCAAUUGAGACUUCUUCCACAGCGGAAGGUGGAAGUGAAAAGAAAGAAGAAGAAAAGAAGGAUCUCAAGGGUAUUCAGUUAACAAAGGAAGAUUAUGUCCUUGGAUUAUACGACAUGACCGGCGAAAUGAUGCGUUUUGCUAUCACAAGCGUUGCUACUACGCCGUUAGCCCAGCUGCUAGGUGCUGCCAAGGAUUCUGCCGAUGGGAAGGCCGUGAGUACGCCACAAUGCUUGUUGCAAGAUCUUCGGACGCUACAGUCGGCAUUCGAAGGAUUGGAUGUGGGCUUUACAGCAUUCGGGAAAGAUGCGGAUAAGAAGUUAAGGGUUAUGCAGGAUUCUGUCAAGAAGGUCGAAUACGCGUUUUAUGGCAUGGUUGUCAGAGGUAGUGAGAGGCCCGAAGGAUGGGUCGCUGAUUUUGACGCCGGAGGUAGCGGUGGCGGCGGCGGUGAUAACGAGUAA